Molecule: messenger RNA, 771 nt
Organism: Rotaria sordida
Lineage: Eukaryota; Metazoa; Rotifera; Eurotatoria; Philodinida; Philodinidae
Source: the annotation of a GenBank genome assembly
AUGAUUUCUAAUGCAUCAUCUUGGGCUAAAUUUACAUUUAUUAUAAUAGAAAAAGAAAAUCUUAAUAUUCUUAUCGAUAGUUAUGAAACAGCUGAUGUUGUUGAUAUUUCAUCUAUUGAUGCUAUUCAUCCACGAGAAGAUUUUCUACCAGUGGCAAUACCUGAAGAUAUAUCUCAACGACUUAUUCGUUUACAUGAUAAAAUUGAACUUGAACCUGCAUUUCAUGAUUUAUCAGAAUAUAUGAAAAAUGCUGAUGAUUAUUAUAUUAUAUAUCAAUAUCAAAAUCCCGAUUUAAAAUUUAUCAAACUUGUUUACUUAGCAAGUGAUGAUCCAUCAGUUUUUAAUGAAGCUCGUACUAAUUAUCUUGAUUAUGUGUUUUAUGGUGAUGCAGCUGCAACACAAUCUGCUCAACCUAAUUCAAGAUAUCGAACAGAAUCAUUGAAAGAUAUUUUAUUUGAUAUUCAUUUUCUUUCAUUGUGUGAUUAUCUUGUUUGUACUUUUUCAUCAAAGGUUUGUCGUGUCGUGUGGCUUAUGACUCCACAUAAUCAACGAGCUGUCAUAUCUCAUAAAAGUAUAUCACGAAAUAAAUUUAGUUUUGAACGUGGUGAUAUUAUUAGUUUAGAAGGUGGUCAUUGGAAUGGAUUUUCAAAAGGAUCCGACAAUAUAAAUUAUCUAACAGGCCUUUAUCCAUCAUAUAAAACAGAGGAAAUCGUUAAUAUUAUAAAAAUAUAUACGUAUCCUGGAAUACAAAUAAAAGAUGAUGAUUUCUAA